This is a messenger RNA of Megalops cyprinoides (Indo-Pacific tarpon), 2874 nucleotides long. RefSeq names its product collagen alpha-3(IX) chain-like. Lineage: Eukaryota; Metazoa; Chordata; Actinopteri; Elopiformes; Megalopidae. The transcript is spliced from 37 exons. Bases 1 to 2874 code for a protein of 957 amino acids. The record is from RefSeq and is a predicted model, not a curated record.
AUGGUUUUGAUGUUCAACGAUGUUCUUCUUCGCAGGAGACGACCGAGACGUCAUUUUAGGCCUCUGCUCUUCCCGGCUUGUGUGGCCCUCCUCUCGUUACUCUGCACUCCAGCACUGGGGCAGCUGGAUCUCAACCGAUUAGAUGGGGACACGGUAUGCCCCACAAUGAGAAAUGGACAAGAUGACCUUCCAGGUUUCGAUCUGAUCACCCAGUUCCAGCUGGACGUCAUCCCGCUGAAAGGGGUGCGGAAGGUGGAAGGCUCGACGGCUCUUCAGGUGGCGUACCGGCUCGAUAGGGAGGCCAAUUUUCAAAUUCCAACGAGGCUGAACUUCCCCCGGGGAUUUCCAGAGGAGUACUCCUUCAUGGCCACCUUCCGCAUGAUCAAGAACACGGUCAACAAGGUGUGGAACGUCUGGCAGGUGGUGGACGAGGACGGGAGCAAGCAGGCGGGGCUCAGGCUCAACGGUGACCAGCAGGCCCUGGAGUUCUUCCUCAUCGGGAUGGACGGCACCGUGCAGACGGUCACCUUCCCGGGCCUCUCCGUCCUCUUCAAUACCAAGUGGCACAAGGUCAUGGUGGGCGUGGAGAGGGACCAGGUCACCCUGUACGUGGACUGCCAGCCCGUCAACAGCAAGCCCAUCAAGGGCAAAGGUCCCGUCAACACAGAGGGGGACACCCUGAUCGGGAGGCUAGACGCCGACCCCAACACCUCUGUGGUGUUUGAACUUCAGUGGAUGUUGAUUCACUGUGACCCUAAGAGGGCUGAGAGAGAGAGCUGCUCCGAGCUGCCCCAGACUGAGAUGUUUCCCAAUGCUGAGCCUGACCCUAAACCGAUCCCUGGCCCUCCAGGUCCCCAGGGGCCCGAGGGGCCUCGAGGACCUCAAGGAGAGGACGGCAGAGAUGGCCGAGAUGGACUCCCAGGUCCACCUGGCAUGCCUGGCGUGCCCGGCAGCAAAGGGGAGCAGGGCGAGAUCGGCCUGCCUGGGCAGAGAGGCCUUCCUGGGCUCCCGGGGCCUGCGGGAGGAAGUGGGCCUAUGGGGCCAAGAGGACCUGUUGGUGAAAGAGGACUCCCUGGAUUUCCUGGUCCCCCUGGUGCUCCAGGACCCGCGUCUGUUGGACCUCCUGGACCACCGGGGAAACCUGGUGAACCAGGGGAUUCUGGAAACAUUGGACCUGAGGGUCCACCAGGACCAAGUGGUGGUGUGGGAGCCCCCGGGGCACCAGGUCCCCCAGGACCCCCAGGGCCUGUGGGUCCUCCAGGAGCAUCCAGCCCAGAGGGGAGUGGAGAAUCGUGCCAAGCUGCUUGUCCUGCUGGACCACAAGGAAAUCCAGGAGUGCCGGGAAUGAAGGGUCACAAAGGAAUCCCGGGCGAGCCUGGAGAAGCAGGAAAACCGGGCCAAAAGGGAGAGCCAGGUCCAUCUGGUGUACAGGGACUGCCUGGAAGGACAGGAAGUGAUGGGGCAAGAGGACCAAUGGGACCUCCUGGUGAACCUGGAGAGAAGGGUGACAAGGGUCCCCCUGGGUUCAAUGGUAUUCCUGGACCGACAGGCCCGCCUGGCUCUCCUGGUGUGGAGGGCAUUCGAGGACGUCAAGGUCUGGAGGGUCCUAAAGGCGAGGAGGGUCCAGUGGGUCCUCAAGGAGAACAGGGUGCUCCUGGGCAGAAAGGUGACACUGGUGAACCAGGAAAAGAUGGUGUCGAUGGUACUCCUGGAGCAGAUGGUGCCAAGGGAGAGCCUGGCUUGCCAGGGGCAGUGGGCGUCAGGGGUAUUGUGGGAAUUCCGGGAUUGCCAGGAAAGCAAGGCCUUAAGGGUCCAAUGGGUGAUAAGGGGGAGACUGGCGCAGAGGGACCGCUAGGCCCAAUCGGGCUACCUGGUAAACCAGGGGCAGACGGAGCCGCAGGCGAAAACGGAUUGCCCGGGGCAAAGGGAUCUACUGGCGAACCUGGGAAACAGGGACCUGUGGGACCUACAGGGCUUCCUGGACCACAGGGGGAUAAAGGUGACAAAGGUGACAUCGGUCCCCGUGGAAUCAAAGGUCACACAGGACACAAGGGAGAACCGGGUCCCAUUGGUCCGGUUGGUCCAAAAGGAAGUGAGGGUAAUCCAGGAGCUGUGGGGGAUAUUGGGCCCAAGGGUGACGCGGGCCCUCCCGGAAAUCCUGGAAUUAAAGGAGAACCAGGAGCUAAAGGAGACAGAGGUGCCAAAGGGCCAGAUGGAAGGCCGGGUCAGCCAGGUCAUGAGGGGCUGACCGGCCCCCUAGGGCCCCGAGGACUGGAGGGGGAGAGGGGUAUGCCCGGCUCCCCUGGCCCCCGUGGCCUACCUGGCCCUAAGGCAAGCGAACAUAAAAUCCGCGAGAUCUGCCUCAGCAUCGUCGAAGAGCAUUUAGAUGAGUUCAAAAAAGCAGCCCUCAAAGCACCAGCAGCUAUUGGGGCCCCUGGGAGUCCGGGGGCAAUGGGCCCCCCUGGACCCCCAGGGCCAGCUGGCGCCGUGGGAACACCUGGACCCCGGGGUCUGAUGGGGUUAGCAGGACCACCAGGAUUCCAUGGAAUUCCAGGACAGAAAGAAGGUGACCUCCCCUUUUUCACUGCAGGUGAAGCAGGAGCGAAGGGGGAGAGAGGAGAGAACGGAGUGGGGACCCGAGGUAGUCCAGGCGAGCCAGGUCCGCCAGGGGCACCUGGGGUCCCUGGUGUGGGGAAGGACGGACGGGACGGGGCCCGGGGAGAGACUGGAUCUCCAGGGGUACCCGGCACCCCAGGCCCCAGGGGCCCCACGGGAGCGCCCGGGUUGUGCGACCCAUCGGACUGUUUCGGGAGGGCCCCGCCCAUGUUCCUACCAGUGAGCGGGAAGAAAUCAUCAAGCAUGAAGGGGCCAUGA